This is a messenger RNA of Caenorhabditis remanei, 756 nucleotides long. RefSeq lists its product as uncharacterized. Bases 1 to 756 code for a protein of 251 amino acids. Lineage: Eukaryota; Metazoa; Nematoda; Chromadorea; Rhabditida; Rhabditidae. The transcript is spliced from 3 exons. The record is from RefSeq and is a predicted model, not a curated record.
AUGUAUUCAAACUUCGAGCUAAUCGAUAUGAAAACCGGGAAUGCUUUGUUGGAAGGUCAGGAUUUACAGUUCAGGCAGAUUGUUCAUACGAGAGCUCUACUCAUCCUCCAUUGGCAACAACGAGAAGAAACUAGCCAACUUCUCCCCCCGAGUCUCAAAUUAAAUCUCACAGUGAACUGGAUGAAUUGCAGUUCUUGGGACGCGUUUCUCCAUCGUCUGCCUCGUAAAAAUUUCACAAUUGACAAAGAGAAUCGAUCGAUAACUCUGCUAGACUUUGAUUGUGUGCCUGAUUUAUUCCGUAACUGGUGUGGAGAUUCACCCGGAAGAGAUUUACACUUCUUGUAUGUUCUGGAAAAGACUUGGCAUACUGUAGAAAUGCGAAUCGUGUGUGACCCCGAAAUUUCGAGAAUGGACGUUGAGGGAAGCAAUUCGUGGUUCUAUGGAGUGAUUGCUGCAUUUGUUAUCUUAACCGGAAUACUGUACAAAAAAAAGAAACAAAAAGGACGUCAAUACAGAAAACUUCGAGAAGACAUUGGACAUGAAAAUUUCGACCAUGUAAUUCAAGAUACACGAUUUUUGACUGUCCCUGUGAGAUAUCGGAUUCGGAGAGAAGAUUCUGGCAGACGUAUGAUGGAAGCUAGAAAAGAUUACGUUCCAUUCAAGCCUAUAAAAAUAACAAAGAAGCCAAUGAAGAGUGAAAAAUGGAAAAUCGAUAGAAAAUUGAUACCAAAAAUUAUUGUUUAUGCUCCUGAUUAA